AUGGGCAUUAAGAAGCUUGCCCUCUUUCUCUUGGUUCUCUGUCUCUGUCUAGAGGGAGGAUCUGCCAAAGAAAAAGGAACAAAGAAGGGAAAAAAGAAAGGGAAGCAGGUUUACUGUCCAUCACAGCUGUCAUCUGAGGAUCUGGCCCGAGUCCCUGAAAAUUCAACCAGUAACAUCUUGAACAGGUUACUGAUCACUUAUGAUCCCAGAAUAAGGCCCAACUUCAAAGGAAUUCCUGUGGAGGACAGAGUGAACAUUUUCAUCAACAGCUUUGGUUCAAUCCAAGAAACAACUAUGGAUUACAGAGUCAACAUCUUCUUGCGGCAGCGCUGGAAUGACCCCAGGCUGAAGCUGCCACAGGACUUCAAGUCUGAUUCUCUCACUGUUGAUCCCAAGAUGUUUAAAUGUCUCUGGAAACCUGACCUGUUCUUCGCAAAUGAAAAGAGUGCCAACUUUCAUGACGUUACUCAAGAAAACAUUCUCCUUUUCAUCUUCCGUAACGGAGAUGUCCUCAUCAGUAUGAGGUUGUCCGUCACCCUGUCUUGCCCACUGGACCUGACACUGUUCCCUAUGGACACACAGAGGUGUAAAAUGCAACUUGAAAGCUUUGGCUACACCACAGAUGACCUGCAGUUCAUGUGGCAGACAGGAGACCCAGUGCAAAUGGAUGCCAUUGCUCUGCCACAGUUUGAUAUCAGACAAGAAGACAUUGAUUAUGGAAACUGCACCAAAUUCUAUGCGGCAACAGGGUACUACACAUGCGUGGAGGUUACCUUCACCCUAAGGCGACAGGUCGGUUUCUACAUGAUGGGAGUUUACGCCCCCACGCUGCUCAUUGUGGUCCUCUCCUGGCUGUCCUUCUGGAUCAACCCUGAUGCGAGUGCCGCAAGGGUCCCUUUAGGCAUCCUCUCUGUGCUCUCUCUGUCCUCUGAGUGCACCUCCUUGGCUUCAGAGUUGCCAAAGGUGUCCUACGUCAAGGCCAUCGACAUCUGGCUCAUCGCUUGCCUGCUGUUUGGUUUCGCCUCGCUGGUGGAGUAUGCUGUGGUUCAAGUGAUGCUAAACAGUCCAAAGCGCAUCGAAGCUGAGAAGGCCAAAAUGGCAGCGAAGGACAAAGCUAUGGGAAAGAGCCCUACUGCUAAGAACAACACGGUCAACGGGACUGGAGGGACGCCGCUUCAUGUCAGCACCUUACAUGUGGCAGAGACUCGCUGUAAGAAGGUGUGCACCUCUAAAUCAGAUCUACGGACCAACGACUUCAGCAUCGUGGGCUCGCUCCCGCGGGACUUUGAACUGUCGAACUUUGACUGCUACGGGAAGCCCAUUGACACUAGCCGCGGUCACGGCAAAUCCCAGGCCAAGAACAAGAAACCUCCUCCUCCCAAACCCGUCAUACCAUCUGCUGCCAAAAGAGUCGACCUGUACGCCCGAGCCCUCUUCCCUUUCACCUUCCUCUUCUUUAAUGUUAUUUAUUGGUCCGUAUAUUUGUGA
Molecule: messenger RNA, 1488 nt
Organism: Scomber scombrus (Atlantic mackerel)
Lineage: Eukaryota; Metazoa; Chordata; Actinopteri; Scombriformes; Scombridae
Gene: glrbb
Product: glycine receptor, beta b
Exons: 9
Coding region: 1-1488 (495 amino acids)
Biological process (GO): nervous system process; chemical synaptic transmission; signal transduction
Cellular component (GO): synapse; postsynaptic membrane; neuron projection
Molecular function (GO): extracellularly glycine-gated chloride channel activity; transmembrane signaling receptor activity; neurotransmitter receptor activity
Source: RefSeq, a predicted model, not a curated record